AGUUGUCGUGAAUUCAGGUCUUGACAUAGGAACGGCGGAAUCUAAGACCGACUCAUUAGUAAACCAUCUAUUAACUCGCGCACUUGGAUUCGAUGGAUGGCCAUUUGGUGUUAGAAUAAAAGAAAACUACAAGCUGGCCAUUAAUGAUAAGAAAGUGUCUGCAAGUCCUGAUUUUGUAGUGGAUAUGGGUGGAAUUACUAUUUUAGUAACAGAGGAUAAACAUUUGAAAAAUGUUUCGUUACCUGACUAUGGUGAAGCGCAAAUACUUGCUGAGUUACUCGCUUGUGGAUGGGAAAAUUUGGAUCGAUCUGGGUCUGGGAAAUAUAUCGAUCAGACUAUUUAUGCAAUCCGUGUCAUCUCUUCAUAUGUGACAUUUUACAAAGCUGAGAUUCCUAAAGCGUAUUGGAAAGAACUCAGGAGAGGCUUACCGCAUAAGCAAUCAAUUGAGAUUUUAAGAUGGCCGGGGAAAAUACAAAAGAAUCUGGUCUAG
Molecule: messenger RNA, 490 nt
Organism: Funneliformis caledonium
Lineage: Eukaryota; Fungi; Glomeromycota; Glomeromycetes; Glomerales; Glomeraceae
Source: the annotation of a GenBank genome assembly